AAGAUCCUGGGGGUGGGCAGAGGCCAUGCUGGGCCGUAGGACUCCUAUCACCUUUUCCAACAUACUUAUCCCAGGCUCGGAAUUACAGUCACGAGCAGGUGAUCUGCCUUUGUCUGCCCAGAGCAGAAGCCCAGACAGCAGCGGAGUCUCCAGAGGAAGUCCGGGGCCCAGGAAUGGGGGCAGGAGGAACACGCAGACUUCCCCAGAGGAGAAGACUGUCCUCCCGUUAACCAUUACCCCGCAGCUUCUAAGGCAGUGUCUUUAAGGAGGCGGGACGUGGCGGGCUAGGUGGGAGGGUCAGCUGGUUUUGAUGAACCUUGUCCCUACCCUGAGCACCGGGUCGCUGGUCCAACUAUGGAGGCAGCUACAGCAGGUCUUCAGGACACAGCCUCCUUAACGUUAACUCGGAAGUUUGAGUUUAAUCCAAAGUGGGGCAUUGAUAAUCCUGUCCUCUCUCUGGCUGAAGACUACGACCCCUCUGAUCUCUGGAGCCUGCAGCGGCCUCGUUUCUGUCUGCUGAGCAAAGAGGAAGGCAGGAGUUUUGGCUUCCACCUGCAGCAGGAGCUGGGCAGGGCUGGGCCUGUGGUGUGCAGGGUGGAGCCUGGCACCUCCGCCCAGCACCAGGGUCUUCGGGAAGGGGACCGGAUCCUGGGGGUGAAUGAUCACGUCGUGGAAUGUGAAGACUAUGCUGUGGUGGUUCGCCGCAUCCGGGCUAGCGGUCCUCGGGUGCUGCUGACGGUCUUGGCGAGGCACGUGCAUGACGUGGCUCAAGCUCAGCAGGGCAACAGUGCCCACCUCUGUCCUCCUCUUGGCCCGCGGGUCCGGCCCCGACUAUGCCACGUAGUGAAAGAUGACAGUGGCUUUGGCUUCAGUGUCACCUACAGCCAUCAGGGUCCUUUCUGGCUGGUGCUGAGUCCCGGAGGAGCAGCGGAGCGGGCAGGGGUGCCCCCGGGGGCCCGGCUGCUAGAAGUGAAUGGGGUCAGCGUGGAGAACUUCACUUACAGCCAACUCAGCAGAAAGCUUUGGCAGAGUGGAGAGCAAGUGACCCUGCUGGUAGCAGGGCCAGAGGUGGAGGAACAGUGUCGCCAGCUGGGAAUGCCCCUGGCUGCGCCCCUGGCAGAGGGCUGGGCGCUGCCCACCAGGCCCCGCUGUCUGCACCUAAAGAAAGGGCCCCAGGGCUUUGGGUUCCUGCUUCGUGAGGAGAAAGGUCUUGAUGGUCGCCCUGGUGAGUGGGAGCCCCAGAGAUGGGUCGGGAAGGUGCGGGCACACGUGCCGUGCACAGAAGACCCCAGCCCUGAGCCUCCUCCUCUUCCUCCGGCGUCCCCCCACGCUCAGUCCCUCUGCGUGCCCACGGUGGCCUGGGCUGAUGCUGGAGUUAGUUGCAGGAGGAGCGAUGAGGAUAUUUAUGUCCCAGGACAGUUCCUGUGGGAGGUGGACCCAGGACUACCAGCUGAGAAAGCCGGGAUGCAGGCCGGGGACCGGCUGGUGGCUGUGGCUGAGGAAAGUGUGGAGGGGCUGGGCCAUGAGGAGACGGUGUCCAGGAUCCGGGCGCAGGGCUCCUGUGUCUCCCUCACUGUUGUCGACCCUAAGGCUGACCGCUUCUUCAGCAUGGUUCGCUUGUCUCCACUUCUCUUCUUGGAUAGCACGGAGGCUCCUGCCUCUCCCCAGGAAACCUGCUCAGCCUCUCUGGUUGAAACCAAGGACCUACCAGAUGAUGGGACAGCCACGCCUCCUGCCCCGGGCGGCUCCCACCAGUGCUCCCUGUAUCCUGGGCCUGGCGGUGCCUAUGGUUUCCGACUUAGCUGUGUGGCCAGUGAGCCUCGCAUCUUCAUCUCCCAGGUGACCCUAGGAGGCUCAGCGGCCCGGGCAGGGCUGCAAAUGGGAGAUGUGAUUCUGGAGGUGAACGGGUAUCCCAUGGGUGGAGAGAAUGACCUGGAAAAGCUUCAGCAGCUGGCCGAGGCUGAGCCACCCCUCCACCUGAAGCUGGCAGCGAGGUCUUGCCCGGGCUUGGAAGCCUGCAACCCCCCCAGGUUUGGAGAGGACUGGGCUCCAGCGUCAGAGCUGCUGUAGUCCUCUCCUACCUGCACAGAUCUGCCCAGUGGCCUUCCUGUCUUCACUCUCCUGCUUGCAAUGGUAGGAGCUGAGAAGCUCUCUUUAAGCCAGAAGGGACAGCUCUAGGAUUCUGGACACCUCCAAUCACAGGAUUGCCCAGGGUCUCCCUCCCUUCCCUGGGGCCCGCCUCCCAGAAGAAGGUGUGGCCAGAGGCCUUAGGCAGGCCCACUAGGGGGC
Messenger RNA from Leptonychotes weddellii (Weddell seal), 2289 nucleotides. The record is from RefSeq and is a predicted model, not a curated record. Lineage: Eukaryota; Metazoa; Chordata; Mammalia; Carnivora; Phocidae.